CUGCGGCGCCGGGCAGGGGCCGGGCCAGCGGCGGGGAGCGGCCCGCCCGCUCGGGCCCGGAGUCUCGGCCGUGCCGGCGCUGCCGCCGAGCGGAGCGUUGCUUCCUCCUUCCCGUCCCUUCCCUUCGCCGGGGCCGGCGCCAUGGCCGGGGGCGCUGGGCCUGCCGCUCUCUGACACCCGCCUGCCCGCGGAGGCUGCUGCGAGCGGGGCUCCUCCGGGCAUCGGAAGGGAGAGUGAAGAAUUGCCCUUGCCCCGGGCGGAGCUGCCCCGUUCUCCUGGAGCCCGGGAAGGAAGGACUGCAAAGGGAACCUCUGGACGUUUCAUGUUUCGUCAGCCCGGCAGAAUUUUGGCUUUGAUUCCGUCUUGCUCGUACCUGUUCCUGGAGAAGAGGCACCGUCCCGCCAUGUCUCGCUACAGCCUCCACAACCUCCUGGACUGGAUGUAUGGGGGGGUGGACCCCAGCUUUGCCGGCAAUGGAGGGCCGGAAUGCGCUGCCUUUCUCUCGGGGAAGCAGCGCUUGCUGGAGAGUUUGGUCUUCCUCAGCGUAGGCAUCGUGGAGAUCCUCCUGUCCUUGGGGAAGCUCAGGCAUCUGCACCUCAGGGAGCUGGAGAAUCUGCUGCAGCAGCCCCAGACUAAGCAGGAGAGCUUGGGCAAGAACGUGCUCCUGGUGCUGCUCUGCCUCAUCUUUGGGCUGGAGGUGGGCUUCAAGUUUGCCACCAGGACUGUCAUUUACCUCCUGAAUCCCUGCCAUGUGGUCACCAUGAUGCAGAUUUUUCUUCUCGCCUGUCCCCCAUGUCGGACUGCAAUGAUUCUCUUCAGGUUGCAGAUGCACAUGCUGAACGGGGCCCUGUUGGCAUUGCUGUUUCCUGUUGUUAAUACACGCCUGCUCCCAUUUGAAAUGGAAAUUUAUUAUAUCCAGCAUGUGAUGCUUUACGUUGUGCCCAUCUAUCUGCUGCAGAAAGGAGGUAUCUACACUCCAGAGCCACUCUGCAAUUUCUGGUGGGCUCUUUUAUCCACGGGGUUUAUGUUUGUGUAUCACUUCAGCAUCUUGCAGAUUCUGGGACUGGUUACAGAAGUGAAUUUGAACAACAUGUUGUGCCCAGCGGUCUCAGAUCCUUUUUACGGGCCCUGGUAUCGAGUCUGGGCGUGUGGACAUCAGACUGUCAUGACCAUGACCCAUGGGAAGCUUGUAAUCCUACUGUUUUACAGUGCUGUCCCCUUCUUUAAAUGUAGCAUGGACUUGCUCAGACUCCCAGCUAAGAAAAUAGACUGAAAUUUCUCCCUGUGGAGUCGUGCAGGAAGCAGAGACACCUAUACUGGAAAACCAGGAGGAGGGAUGAGAGGACAACGGCUUUAUACUUCUCCCCACAGUUUAUUGCCUCAGAAACACCUUUGUAAUCAAGUGAGGGGUUUUUUUUACCUGCUGUUUCUCACUGCCUAUUGCCAAUGGCAAAAUUAGUGGCCUUAUUCUGGGAAAGGUUUGUGUUUUAUACAUUUUGUAUAGAUUACAGUAGAAUCUUGCUAAGCCACCAUUUAAAGUUAGGCCAGGACCUGUCCACAUUCCAGCAAAGAGAGUGGCAGUGCUACCUUGUUUUGACUAAUUUUCCAUUAAAUAUAAGUACAGUUAUAUCAUGGGAUAGGAAAUAAUGCUGCAUUGCAACACUCCAGCGAUGUGAACGAACACAUGUUGAACCACAUCAUCCUGGCUUAACUCUUAGAACCUGAAUGUUCCAAAGCAGCCACAGGAAACAAUGUUAAUCUCCCAGUUGUAAGUGCAAAGGAGUGAGGUUCUACUGUACUUUCUUUAAGCUGGUUGAAAAUGUUGGGGAACAAUAACUCAUUCAAACAAUACUUUUUUUGGUUUGUUUUUUAAAUCAACUACUUAAUUCUUAAGCUGCUGUGGAUAAAUAUCCAUCUAGUGAAGUCCCAUCAUAUCUUGAUGCUUUGGAGAUGCUUUUAUUUGGGUGAAUAGAAAAAAAUCAUGUUGAAAUAAUUUCAAAAGACCAUGUUAUGUAUAAGCCAUGAUAAGAUAUUGCAUCCACUCUUCUGUCCAGACUUUGAACAAAAUGUUUUUUCACUUAGCUUAGACCGGAGAAGGAGUGGAGAUACAAAAUCCAUUGUAAAGAUCAGAGUUCUCUUUUUUUUUUUUUUUUUUUUUACUUAGUAGCUUUUGAAACAUUCCUGCUCUGUCUACACUGCUCCUUGCUGAGUAGACUGGUUAAAAAAGGAACAAACUGAAACUGUUCUCUCCCUACAGCUCUUUUACAUUCUGUGUACCCAUUUUAAAAUACAGGUACAAACAGGAAUGUCAAAUCAGUGCAGGCCUCUACUGAAAAGAACAUGUUCCAGUUUACUGGUAAGAAUAAAUCUUCUGUCAACAUGUCUUUUGGAGAACAGGAUGUAGAUGGGCAGAAUGAUAAACAGUGAAGUGUGUACCUGUUCAAAUUUUGCAAGGCUAGAGGAGAAACUGUUGGGCAGAAAGAUGGGAAAACCCGAGUGUGUUCUUCCAGAACUGUGAGUCUGUGUCACAGGCUGUUGGGUUUUGAGGCUGCAGGUUUUUGUUGCACAGAAGUUUGUUGCAAUUUAUAGAUUCAUUGUGUUAUCAAAGCUGUGACUUGUAAGAUAAAGCAAAACCACCAUACCUCCUUCAGCUGGAUCACCUGAAGGGAUGUUCUGAAGUUAGGGUACAGUCAUUUAUACCUCAGGAGGGAAAAGUAAGAACAAGAAGUGGUUGAUUUUGGGCUUUUUGUCUGUUUGUUUUCCUUAAAAAAGAAAAAUUUUCAUUGGCGAAGGAAGAAAUGGCUACUUCAAAUAUUUUUAUUCUGUAUGAUUAAAAAAAGUACACCUCGAUCAGAAAUAUAUUGUCCCACAUUCUGAUUUACAGACUAGUUUCUGGUUUUCUUCCCUGCCUUGCUCUGUGUGUUUGUAUGUGUACAUAUAUACAUACAUAUAUAUACAUAUAUAUAUAUAUAUAUACAUAUAUACAUAUAUAUAUAUAUAUACAUAUAUAUACAUAUAUAUAUAUAUAUAUAUAUACACACACACACACAUACAAGAGAAUAGAUACAUGUAUGCUUACAAUUUGAGAACAUGCAGCAUAUACCUGAACUAUCCCUCAGGCAUAUACAGCUGGUGUGAGUUACACAGACUAUGUGGCUCCUCAUGUUUUUAAUUAGAAUUCAACUCAGAAGAUAAGCACCUGAUUUAACACAAGUUCACUGUCAGUCAGUGUUGGUACACGAGGAAUUCCACUGUGGACUCUCCCUGCUGCCUCAGGAAAACUGGGAAUAUCUUCUGAAGCAUUUGUGGAGAGGGGCCUAAAGAAAGAAUGUGUUGGCAUUGAAGGCCUGAAUCCAUCUGUGGAAGAUCACUGGAUGGAAGGGAUGGAAGUUCUUGCUGGUUGUUUCAGCAGAUUCAGUCCUUUGUGAUGGGCAUUGCUGGGAGAUGCCAAUGCUGGAUGUUAAAGCCUGUCCCUUAUUAAUAUACUUCAUCCCCUGUGCAGUGCUGAGCAAAAUACUAAUUCUUCCCAACCUGUAGCUACUGUCAACUACCAAUCAUGGUUUAUUUAUUUACUUAAGAAUUCGGCAAAAUGCCUUAUGUUGGAUUCAAUUCUGUUUAGAAGGAAUAUUUAGUAUUACAAUAGAAUGAUUUUAGCCAAAUUUUGCCAAAUACUAUUUAGCAUUAUUAUUUGCUUAACUUAAAGUUUUUUGUUUUUUAAAAAAAUCUUUCCUGUUUUUUAAAGAAUCUUUCCUUUUUUUCCCCUCAGAAUAUUGUAGUUACUAGAAACAUUUCUAUAGGUAGCAGUCUUUUUUUUUUUUUCUUUUUUAAACUAUAGCAUUUCCUAUUUAUAGUCAUAUGCUUCAGGGCAUUCCAAACAAGUAUAAAGCAGCUGCUGUUUGCCACCAUUGACUGCCUCUGGUCAAUUAAAACUGCAGGAGCAUUUAAAUGAGCUCAGGUGUCUCACUCAGUGCAGGCUCUUUGCUUGGAAUGCAAAAUUUGUGAGCUCUUCUGGCUGACUUAAAAUUCAGUAGGAGGAAUGGCAGAGCUGACAUGAGGGAAAUCCCUGGGCAGUUUGGCUGAAGGGAUUCCAGGUGUAGUUGUACCUCUUGCACCACUGGCUGUGACAGCAGAGCCACUGAGUGGUCACUGCUGCCCUCCUUCCCACCCUGGAUCAGAGCUGGCUGGUGGUCACUGGGCUGACUUGUGCUUUUCCCUGUUAUGCUGGUCCAAAAAAACCUUUAAGAUCAUCAAGCCAACCAUUGACCCAGCACUGCCAAGCCCACCACUAACUCAUGUCCCCAAAUGCCACAUCUACCCAUCUUUUAAAUACCUCCAGAGAUGGUGACUCCACCACUUCCCUGGGCAGCCUGUUUAAUGCUUUGCAACCCUUUUGGUGAAGAAAUUUUUCCUAAUAUCCAAUCUAAACCUCCCCCGGUGCAACUCGAGGCUGUUUCCUCUUGUCAUGGUGCUUAUUUCCCAGGAGAAAAGACUGACCCCCACUUGGCUAGUGACAAAGUCCACCUUGAGCCUCCUCUUCUCCAGGCUGAGCCCACUCAGCUCCUACUCAUCAGAUUUGUGCUCCAGACCCUUCAGCAGCUCUGCUGCUUUGUUUUGGAUGUGCUCCAGAGCCCCAAUGUCUUUCCUGUAGUGACAGGCCCAAAAGUCACAAUUAUUCCCUCCCUCCCUGUGCCCCUUUUUGAAGGCUUUUAAAACUUAAUAUAUCAUGUUUGGUGAUGGUGAGCCACCACAAGGAACUGCAUCCACAGUUCCUUGAGAGAGAAGGGAGAGCGAGGCUGAGAGCGAGGGUGAGGCUCCACUGAAGGGAGGGGCAGGUCAGAAUGGGAGCAGAAAGGGAACAAACUUUUUGAAGAAACCAUCAUGGACCUUCACAUCCUUUACCCUUUAUUCCUCAUCUAUCUCUGGUAUCUGUUGGGAAUGUGCAUCAGCCAGAGCUUGUUUCAUGUGCAUGCAGGAUAUGGGGAAGAACGGGAAAGCUCCAUCUCUGUAGCAGGUAUUUGUUGUUUUCCCUCACAGAGGCUGAUUUUUCUUUUCCCCUAAAGGUUUCUUUUGUAGGCAUACUAUACAGAUGUACACUAUACAGAUGAUUUCUUUGGUUGCUUUUAUGCUUAUUUAUGCUGGAAAUGAAAGAACAAAACUCUCCUGCUGCUCCUGGGAGCUAACAGCUUUCUCUGCUGGGGUAUUACGCACACAAUCUAUGUCAAGAUAACUUGAAGCUGUUGCCCGGUACCUGGUGCUGAGAUUUUACAGAGCUGCAGUGCCGUGUACAAGUGAAGGGUUGUCCUGGUCCUCCUGGCUAAAUGUGCCCCAGUCCUUUGUGGUGGCACUCACAAUUAUGGCAACACUGGCAAUAGGUGGGGGCAGGAGUUGGGCUGGACAGCCACGCCCGCUAUUCCCCACUGCCGAAGCUGAGUGUAAAAUCUCACCCCAAAGUGGGCUCAUUUACUGUCCAAGAGCAAGUUGGGCACAAUCCCAGAAAAAAAUCCUUGUGCAGUGCUGCUGCCUGGCCUUCACAGAGACACUGGUAUGUAUUAAGGGGUCUGAACAGAGCCCUCUAAUAGUACUGUAGGCACUUCAAAAGAAACAAGGAGCAAGGAAACUGCUCCUGCUGCCACCGAGUGGCUACAUUUCCUUCCAAAUGUACCCAUAAAUGGAGCAUUAUUAACUUUAAUAAACUUGUUUACUGAUGGGUUUGUUUAUCCAGCCCUCCAAAGCACAGAAGGGAGCCAGUAUCAUUUCUCCACCCACUACCUUGUGCCACAGCUUUAGCUGUCCAGGACCCCUGCAGUGCUAUUUUUCCAAGGACUCAGACACUGAACAGUGUCUGAGCUUUAUCUAUUCAUUUAUUCAUUUAGCUUCUUGCUAUUUAAGCACCGAAGGAGAAUUUGCGUCUUGUUUCUUUUGAAGGGUGAAAAUGAACCGUGCAUGUAUAAACUGAUGAAAAGCCAGUCUGUGAACACGCACCUGGAGCUGGUUUUGGUUCAGCUUCUUACAGUUCAAAAAUGCUGCUUAUAGGCAAAGCCUACGUGUGCUUGAGCAGCUGCUGCCUUGCUGAACUUGGGAGACAGGAAAAGUCAGUCCAUUUGCAAAUCUUGAGGUGAGAGAGCACCUAAUUGUAAUUUCUCUUCCUGGCCACAAUCAGGGUUUUGAUAUUUGUGUAUAUUUGAUAUCAUUUUGUAAAGCCCAAUUGUAUUUUCCUUUCAGAAAUGGUAUUUGCAACUGUUAAAUGACUGUACUUUUAUGUCCUAAGUCUUGCAUCUAAACCAGAAGCACUUGUUUUUCUAUGCAUCCAUAGCUAAUGGAAAAUAGAGUUGUGCUGUUUUCUUGUGUUGCAGUUGUUUCACUGGAGGUGGAUUCUUAGGAAUUAAAUUAGUCCUAAUUGUUAACAAAGCUCUGAAAAGGCCAAAAGGCAGGAAGAGGGCCCAGUCAGCCCAGGUAGGAGGUGCAAGGUUUCUGCAGGCAGACAGGUCAGCUUUGAUGCUUUCAGUUUUAUGGUGACAAGACUCAUAAGGAAUCUGUUGAUUUUGUGAUCUCGUACUCUAAGUGAUAUUGCUGUAAAUCUGUCUUGCAGCUGUUGGUGUAACUUAGUCAAAGCCAAGCUGUUUUAUAAAUAAUUUUAUUUUUCUUCAGGGUCAAUUUUGUACUUUUUUAAAUUAUUUCUGCAUUUACUGAGUCAUUAUCCCAAUGCUGCAGAGAACGCAGCAGGCAGACCAGUGAGCACUCCCUGCUCUCCCCAUCCACGCUGUGCCAGGGAGCUGGAGCUGGGCUGGACCACAAAGGGGUCUUUGGAAACUUGCAGAUCUGGUUACCCCACCCUCUAGUUCCAGCACAGCGUUGUCCAGGCACAUAAUGGUUUGGCAAGGGCAAGGGUGGACGUGGAUGAGCUCAACUGCCACAUAUGCUGUUAGUUCUGAAUAAUUUGUAAGAGUGUUAUGAAUUUUGUAAACUUUUUAAUGUGCUAAACCUUGGUUAUGAGGUAACUUUACAAAUACGGGGUAAUUUGUGUACUUGUUUUUGUAUUUCGGUCUGAUGAUGGGAUUUUUUUUGUUGUUGUGCCCUAAGUACAGAUCAUUGGGCAAAUAGUUGUUAAAACUUUGAAUUAAAACAAAUAAAUGCAUUUUAAUGGA
Pseudopipra pipra is the source of this 7145-nucleotide messenger RNA. It is a transcript of the gene TMEM164, whose product is annotated as transmembrane protein 164. Lineage: Eukaryota; Metazoa; Chordata; Aves; Passeriformes; Pipridae. The coding region runs from base 323 to 1273 and encodes 316 amino acids. The transcript has 7 exons. The record is from RefSeq and is a predicted model, not a curated record.